This is a messenger RNA of Motacilla alba alba, 3271 nucleotides long. RefSeq names its product sodium voltage-gated channel beta subunit 3 (gene SCN3B). The coding region runs from base 295 to 942 and encodes 215 amino acids. Gene Ontology annotation, biological process: ventricular cardiac muscle cell action potential; sodium ion transport; regulation of heart rate by cardiac conduction. Gene Ontology annotation, cellular component: voltage-gated sodium channel complex. The record is from RefSeq and is a predicted model, not a curated record. The transcript is spliced from 6 exons. Gene Ontology annotation, molecular function: sodium channel regulator activity. NCBI's taxonomy places the organism in Eukaryota, Metazoa, Chordata, Aves, Passeriformes, Motacillidae.
UCCCGCUCCGCUCCGCCCGCACCCUGCGCAGCGCCGGCCGCGCCCGCGGAGCCGCUGGAGCUGUCCGGGCUCCGUGCAGGCUCCGGGCUCGGGCUCUGAGCCGGCUCCGGGCUCGGGCUCGGGCUCGGGCUCUGUCCGUGGUGCUGCCGCCCCCGCGGCCGAGCGCAGCCCCCGGACCGCGCCCGCCCGGCCGCUCCCCGCCCGGCAUCCUGUUGCGCCGGGAGCGCGGCGAGCGGGGGAAGAGCAUCCGAGAGCAUCGUGCCGAGGAGCCUGAGCGCCGGCCGGCUCGGAACAAUGGCUGCGCUGCCGCGGCUGCUCUGCGCGGCCGCGCUCGCCCUGCUGCUCUGGGCUGGAUUUUGUUCCUCAGUGUGUGUGGAAGUCCCAUCUGAGACAGAGGCUGUCCAAGGGACAGACAUGAAGCUGCUCUGCAUCUCCUGCAUGAAGAGGGAAGAGGUGACAGCCAGCACGGUGGUGGAAUGGUUCUACAGGCCCAACGGGGGAAAGGAUGAGCCUAUCUACGAGUACAGGAAAUCAAACCACGAAUUCCCGAGCCGCUUCAGCGGGCGGAUCCAGUGGAACGGGAGCAAAGACAUGCAGGACGUGUCCAUCACCGUGCUGAACGUGACCCUCAACGACUCGGGCAUCUACACCUGCAACAUCACCCGCGAGUUCGAGUUCGAGAUCCACCGGCCCCUCUUCCAGAGCUCCAGGGUGAUCCAGCUCACCGUGGUGGAGGAGGCUGGAGAAGACUUCACCUCUGUCAUCUCAGAAAUUAUGAUGUAUAUUCUGCUGGUCUUCCUCACACUGUGGCUGCUGAUUGAGAUGAUCUAUUGCUACAGGAAGGUCUCCAAGGCAGAGGAGGCUGCCCAGGAAAACGCGACAGACUAUCUUGCAAUUCCAUCGGAAAACAAGGAGAACUGUGCUGUGCCUGUGGAGGAGUAGCAGAGGGGAGGCAGCGCAGUGAACGGCACCAAGCUCCUGUGCUAACUCUGUUGCCAUCCCCACCCCUGUGAGCUCCAAGAGGAAUUGUCUCCCUUGCAGGGGCUCUGAAGACAGAAGGACCAUGCCACCCCAGCCAGCUUUGAGGGGAGCUCUGCGCCGUCGGGAGGAACACGGGGAAGUGUAAAUUCUCUUCCAUUUGCCUUGGACUCUGUACAGCCUUGACUUUGGUCCUGUGACCCCAUCUGAGCUGACAGCCCGGUGCUGAAGGACUCCUCUGUGGAAGCAUGCUGAGCAAACGGCACAGGGUGUGGGCAGCACGGCUCCUUCCCAACUUUGAGUUCCACCAUCACCUCAAUGGCUUUGUAAAUGUUACCGUCACUUCUUAGCUGCUCUCACCACCACCUUUACUUGCUAAAUAUGCUACUGCUCCACUGCAGAGGUUAAGGGUAUGUAUGGCACGUCGCUCUGCGCUGCAGGACUGUGAACAAGGAUCUCUUAGGGGGUUAUUCCACCACAUUCUGUGGCCCGAGCAGUUUUCUUGGUGUUAAAACAGGAAGAAUUUAAUCAAUUAAUGAAAUCACUCUGAAUUUUAGGCUGUCCAUGCACAAGCAGGGUAGGGUGAGGACUGUAAUGCACUGAAAUUGGAAAUGUACAGUAGGAAGGACAGGUCCCUGUGUCAUGUUCACAUUUUCUGGAGGGAAUUCAGAGUACAGACCAUGGAGUAUUCCUGCUUUGUAAGUAUAAGAAUCCCCUGUGUCCCUGUCAUUUAUCAAGUGUCAAACCCCUCAUCCCCUUCCACCUGCCUGGCACAGCAGGUUUGCUCCUGGAGUACCCAGUGGGAGGAACCUGCAGCAGGACAAGGUAGGGGAUCCACCUUUUCCUGGGAAACCCCAAAAAGGAAGACAGCCUCAUGCUGGUAGGCAGGAGAAAUAAAUAAGAUCCAAAGCCCUCACAGCUUAGUAAAAUGGUUGUAGUUUUAUAACUGUGGUGGUUCUCUGGUGCUGUAGCAGCACCAUCUAGAGGGAUAGACAGAAAACACCCACUUUUCCCAGUUACUCCUAAUUCUCUCUUGAGGUAAUUAAUCACCAGUAUAAAUAGUCUGGAUGAAUCCUAAAUGAUCUUCUGGUGCCCAGGAAUCACCCUGGAAAUUCCAUCUUUCCUAUGCAAACCUACCUUUCCUGAGGGUUUAGCAGAAUAAAAAUUGUUUUCUGCCCUUCCAUGCAGACCAGUUGAGCUCAACAGCUGGGAUUGGAAAGGGGGAAAAAAGCAGAACCAUUGGCCAGGGUGGAAUUGUGCUGUGAAACCAGGUGGGAAAGGUCUGGGUUUGCUGCAUGGCAGAGUUGUGACACCCCUGCUGCAAUGGAGCCUGUGCUGCUUUGCCUGAGUUGACAAAUUCUGCUCCACUUUUAAGUAGAUCCAACGUGCUCGUGACUCCAGGCAUGCUCCCCACCCACGGAAUCCCCUCUGCUUUGUUCCGCUGCUUUUUAUGUGUUUGCUAAAAUCACAGAAAUUACCCCAUUUGUAAGGCAGGCUCAGGCCAGAUUUCCAACUGGCACUUGUUCAAAUCCCUUUUUUUAGAGUGGGUGUCAACUUUAGUAAACUACUCCAGUGCAUUCUUGGUAGUAGGAUUGAUCCCAAAACCAGAGCCAAGCCUGGCAAGGGGAGCACACUUUCCAGAUGAAGCACACAGUCUGGGCACCAGUUCCCAAAAUCCUGACAUCCAAAAGGGAUAUCCAAAAGGGAUAUCCAAGCAGCUCCUCUUUGAAUUCAGCUGGAUGUCGUCUUUUGCCCCAUCCCAGUUUGCCUGGCAGAAUCCUGAACUCAACAGAGGGGCUGGGUUGUGACGCUGGGGUUUCCAGCACUGCCCAUGGCACUGAGCCCAUGGUGAAUUUUAGGACACCACUCCAGCUCUGCUCCUCAGUCCCUGUGAACCACAGACAACCCGCUGGUGUCAUCCUGUUAAAUCAAAACAGGAGCGAACCCAAGAACCUCUUGAGAGCUACCUCAGGUGGUAAAGAAGGGCCGUCCCCUUGUCCUGCACCUCCCUGAAUCCCACAGGCAUCUCCUGGAUGCUCUUUUUUUUGGACAAAUCUGUCACUUUUCAAGUUCCUGCAGACAGAGGUGACCAUUGCCACUUUGUGUUCCAGGCAGGAGGAAACAGGGUGCAAAGUUCUGCUCAAGAAUCUCGCAGGGAAAAAGGAGUAAUAAUUUAAAAAUUGGUGAUUCUUCAAGACCUGGAAGAGAUGGUCCUGACAAAGACUCUGUGUGUGUUUGGAAUGAGCGAGGAGACUCUGGAACAGGCAGGACAAUAAAAAGAGCCAAGAGCCAC